AUGUUUCAGAACAUCGUGAACGUCUUCACCGGCGAUGACAAGCUCCGGCACCGACUGAAAGGAACGGUGGUCCUGAUGAAGAAGAAUGUGCUGGACUUCAACGAUUUCAGUGCUUCCUUCCUCGAUCGUCUUCACGAGUUUGUGGGUAAACGAGUUUCUCUUCAGCUCGUGAGUGCCGUCAACGUUGACCCAGGGAAUGACAAUGGCUUGAAGGGGAAACUUGGGAAGCCUGCUUAUCUAGAAGACUGGAUUACAACAAUGGCACCUUUGACUGUGGGAGAAACAGCAUUUAAGGUUACAUUUGACUGGGAUGAGGAGGUAGGAACUCCAGGAGCCUUUAUAAUAAGGAACAAUCAUCACAGUGAGUUCUACCUCAAAAGCCUUACACUUGAAGAUGUUCCUGGCCAAGGUGUCAUUCGCUUUAUCUGCAACUCUUGGGUAUACCCUGCUGAUAAAUAUGAAAAUGAUCGCAUUUUCUUCUCCAACAAGACAUACCUUCCGAGUGAAACACCAAUGCCACUACUUAAGUACAGAGAGGAAGAACUGGAGAAUUUAAGAGGUAAUGGGAAGGGCCAGCUCCAGGAAUGGGAUAGGAUCUAUGAUUAUGAUAUCUACAAUGAUUUGGGAAAUCCAGAUAAGGGUCCACAACAUGCUCGUCCUAUUCUUGGAGGGUCUAAGGAAUACCCCUAUCCUCGUAGGGGAAGAACUGGUAGACCACCAACUAAAUCAGAUCCUAAAUAUGAGAGUAGGCUGAAUAUUGCCUCGAGCUUAGACAUCUAUGUUCCUAGGGAUGAAAGAUUUGGUCACUUGAAAAUGGCAGAUUUUCUUGCCUAUGCACUGAAAUCCAUAGUUCAAGUUCUCAAACCGGAGUUGGAAUCUCUAUUUGACAGCACCCCUAAUGAGUUUGACAGUUUUGAAGACGUAUUCAAACUCUAUGAAGGUGGGAUUGAGGUGCCUGAGGGUAUACUUACUGAAGUUAGGGAUAACAUCCCUGCAGAGAUGCUUAAGGAAAUUUUCCGAUCUGAUGGGCAAAGGUUCCUCAAAUUUCCCAUGCCUCAAGUGAUUGCAGUGGAUAAAUCUGCAUGGCAAACAGAUGAAGAAUUUGCUAGGGAAAUGCUGGCUGGUAUAAACCCUGUCGUAAUUCGUGGUCUCCAAGAGUUCCCACCAGCAAGCAAGCUAGAUCCUAAACUCUAUGGUAAUCAAACAAGUACAAUAACCAAAGAACACAUCGACAGUAACCUGGAAGGGCUCACUGUAGAUGAGGCAAUUAGAGAAAGGAGGUUGUUCAUUUUAGAUCUCCAUGACGCACUUAUACCAUACGUGAGGAGGAUAAACUCUACUUCUACAAAGAUCUAUGCCAGCAGGACAAUUGUGUUCUUGCAAAAAAAGGGGACUUUAAAGCCACUAGCCAUUGAGUUGAGUUUGCCUCAUCCUAAUGGAGAUCAAUAUGGUGCCAUUAGUAAAGUUUACACGCCUGUGGAACAAGGUGUUGAAAAAUCGUUCUGGCAACUGGCCAAGGCUUAUGUAGUGGUAGUGGACUCAGGCUACCAUCAACUUAUCAGCCACUGGUUGCAUACUCAUGCAGUCAUUGAGCCAUUCAUUCUAGCUACAAAUAGGCAGCUUAGUGUGCUUCACCCUAUUCAUAAACUACUGCAUCCUCACUUUCGUGACACUAUGAAUAUAAAUGCACUCGGACGACAGAUUCUCAUCAAUGCAGGUGGUGCCCUAGAGUCAACGGUUUGUCCAUCUAGGUAUUCUAUGGAGUUUUCAUCUGUGCUCUACAAAGACUGGGUUUUCCCUGAGCAGGCACUGCCUGAAGAUCUUGUCAAGAGAGGAGUGGCUGUUAAGGACUCAACUUCCCCAUAUGGCCUUCGACUGUUGAUUGAGGACUACCCUUUUGCGGUUGAUGGGCUAGAGAUUUGGUUUGCUAUCAAGACAUGGGUUCAGGACUACUGCUCCUUCUACUACAAGGAGGAUGACACAGUCAAGAAAGAUACUGAACUGCAAACUUGGUGGAAGGAAAUAAGAGAGGUGGGUCAUGGGGACAAGAAAAAUGAACCUUGGUGGCCAAAGAUGCAGACAUGUGAAGAUCUGGUUCAAACUUGCACUAUUCUUAUAUGGGUUGCCUCAGCUCUCCAUGCUGCAAUCAAUUUUGGACAAUAUCCAUUCGGAGGUUUCCCACCAAGUCGUCCAGCCAUAAGCCGGCGAUUCAUGCCAGAAAAAGGAACACCAGAAUAUGAAGAACUCGUCGCAGAUCCUGAGAAGGCUUAUCUGAAAACAGUUAGUUCACAGUUUCAGGCUGUUCUUGGCAUUUCACUUGUAGAAAUAUUGUCCAAACAUUCUAGUGAUGAGGUCUACCUUGGGCAGAGAGACACUCCAGAUUGGACAUCUGAUGCAGAGCCAUUGCAAGCCUUUGAGAAGUUUGGCAAAAAACUUGCUAGUAUUGAGGAAAGGAUCUUGAGAAUGAACAGUGAUGAGAAAUUCAGAAACCGUUUUGGUCCAGUUAAGAUGCCAUACACCUUGCUUUAUCCAACAAGUAAAGGUGGACUAACUGGCAUGGGGGUUCCUAACAGUAUCUCAAUUUGA
Molecule: messenger RNA, 2586 nt
Organism: Sphenostylis stenocarpa
Lineage: Eukaryota; Viridiplantae; Streptophyta; Magnoliopsida; Fabales; Fabaceae
Source: the annotation of a GenBank genome assembly